AUGCUUGCUUAUUGGUUUUGUGCUCCUGCAGGUGGCCCUGAGGGCCUGGCGGACGAGGUGGAGGACUUCCAUGAGGCGCAGUUCCAGGCGGUGAUGGCGGCCCUGGAGAGCGGGGAGGAGGCCGGGGACAGCGAGGAGGAGGAGGAGGAGGAGGUGCUGGGGCUGCAGCUGCCCGAGGAGGAUGAACACGGUGAGGAGGAAGAAGAGGAGGAUGAGGAUGUACAGGGGCCGGAUCUUUACAUCGACCACAGUGCAGAAGAGGAUGGAGGUGAGGAGGAGGAUGGAGAAAGUGAGGAGGAUGGAGGAGAUGAGGAGGAGGAGGAUGGAGGAGAUGAAGACGAGGGGGGUAAUGAGGUUGAAGAUGAAGAUAGUGACCUCUCCAUGGAAAGCGACUUGGAGGAACACCGUCAGGACACUAAGCUUCCCCACGAGCUCUCCUGGGGCCAACGCAAGCAACUCUACUAUGACACAGACUACGGGACUGAUGCCCAGGCCAAGGGCAAGCGUAGCCAGCAAGAAGUUGAUGCUGAGGAGGAGGAAGAGGAGCAGGAGGCUCAAGUCAUCCAGAAACGGUUGGUGCAGGAUUUAGGGGAAGAUGAUUAUGGGCUGGAUGUGAUCCAGGGGUAUGUGGCUCAGCAGCAGAAAACCCUCGAUAGCAAAGGGCAGAAGAUUGACAAGGAUUUGCAGGCCCUCUCCAAGAAGGAGCAGCUAAAGCUACUGAAGCAGGAGUCCCCGGAGCUCCUGCAGCUGAUUGAGGACUUUGAAGUCAAGCUGAUGGAGCUCAAGGACGAACUCCACCCGCUGCUGCAAAUGGUCAAAAACGGCACUAUACCACAAGGGAAAGGUAGUCGCUAUUUGCAGACCAAGUAUCAUCUGUACUUGAAUUACUGUGCCAAUAUCAGUUUCUAUUUGGUGUUAAAGUCAAAGAGGAUGCCGGUUCAUAGUCACCCCAUUAUCGAACGGCUGGUUGCUUACAGAAAUAUAAUCAAUGACCUAGCAGUUAUAGACCAAAAGUUAUCCUCACAAGUUCGUAUGCUUUUGAAAAACUACUAUGAUAAGAAGGAGGAUAAAUUGCGUAAGGAGAAGAAGUUUGCGGUGUUCCUCCCACUGGAUGUUAAGAAAAACAAAUCAAAACGUGCUCCUGUGCUUGCUAAUGGCCGGGCUACUGCUGGUGAGCUGUCAGAUGAGUCAGACCUGGAUGAGGAGGCUGCGCUAAAAUACUAUAAGAUGAUGGAGGAGAAGUUGAAACUCAAGAGGAAGAGAGCUGAAGAUGAAGACAUGCUUGAAGAGGAAGCGAUGUUGGAAGGAGAGGAUCCAAAUAAAAAGAGAGGUGUGACCUAUCAGAUGAUCAAGAACAAAGGCCUCACCCCCAGAAGGAAGAAGAUUGAUCGCAACCCCAGGGUCAAGCAUCGGGAGAAGUUUCGGCGAGCCAAGAUUCGCCGCAAGGGCCAGGUCCGUGAAGUUCAGAGGGAAUUACACAGAUAUGCUGGGGAACUGUCUGGCAUUCGUGCGGGGGUUAAGAAGAGCAGGAAGCUUCAAUGAUAAUUAUUUUUCUCUGAUUCUGAGGGUUGCAAAUAGCACUAAAGAAUCCAAUAAAUUUUUUAUAAA
Messenger RNA from Athene cunicularia (burrowing owl), 1608 nucleotides. It is a transcript of the gene UTP3, whose product is annotated as UTP3, small subunit processome component. Gene Ontology annotation, cellular component: nucleolus; small-subunit processome. Lineage: Eukaryota; Metazoa; Chordata; Aves; Strigiformes; Strigidae. The transcript has 2 exons. The record is from RefSeq and is a predicted model, not a curated record. Gene Ontology annotation, biological process: maturation of SSU-rRNA from tricistronic rRNA transcript (SSU-rRNA, 5.8S rRNA, LSU-rRNA). The coding region runs from base 1 to 1542 and encodes 513 amino acids.